CCGUGUUAAACGGCUUUCUUCUGGGUGCUCAGGGUAUGCGGUUAUGAAAUAGGGAUGUUAUGGAGCUGUAUGAUCAAAGUCUGGCUAAAGGCGUCUGCCACAUGCCGUAUAAAUGUGGCUGAUAGAGGGUCCAUCGAAAUAUUCACCAGGGGUCUGAGAUGGACCAGGGUAAGCUUUUCCAUGUGCUGUGAUGUCAGUGCCUCUGAUCUGUACUCAGAUUAUAGUUCCUUCAGGUGGUACUGUCACUAGACAGGAGGUCUUCCACAGGACUGGGACUCUUUCCAGGCUCAUGUUGAGGUUGAAGAUGUGUUAAACCACUCCACACAACUGGUCUGCACAAGCCUUGAUCACUCUGGAGCUGAUGCAUCUGGUCCAGCAGCUUUGCUCACCCUGGUCUUCCUCAAUUCUCGAUCUUCUCAUCUGGAGAUCCUGGUAUCAGGAAGGAGGGGAGGGAGAGAACUUGUGCAAUCCUGACCGACAACACUGCAAAGUUUCAGGGAAUCCGUUUCUGCAGUCUACAACAAGAAACAACCAUAGAGCCUGAAAAAGAGCAGAGAUGGCAGAGAGCAAGUCAAGCGGUGCGGGGAGUGGUGGAGCGGGACUUAUCGCGAAGCGGUUUCAGAAGCAAUUUAGCCGGGCACAAGAGAAGGUCUUGCAGAAGUUGGGUAAGACCAUGGAGACCAAGGAUGAGCAGUUUGAGCAGUGUUCUCACAAUCUGAAUAAACAACAGAGUGACGGGAACAGGCUAUUCAAAGACAUUAAGGCAUAUUACAAUGCUGUCAAAGCAAUGCAUGAGACCUCCAAACGCCUAUCCCAGACGCUGAAGGAUGUCUAUGAACCUGACUGGAAUGGAGCAGAAGGUCUAGCCACAAUCAUAGAUAAUGAAGACCUUCUGUGGAAUGACUAUGAAGAGAAGCUAGCAGAUCAAACAUUGCGCACCAUGGAAAGCUACACUAGCCAAUUUCCAGAAGUGAAGGAGAGAGUGUCUAAACGUGGCAGGAAGCUGGUCGACUAUGAUUCUGCUCGUCACCACCUGGAGGCGCUGCAAAGCACCAAAAAGAAAGAUGAGGCGAAAAUCACCAAGGCAGAGGAAGAAUUCAACAAAGCACAGAGUGUCUUUGAGGACAUCAACAAAGAGCUGAGGGAAGAAUUACCAGUUAUCUAUCAAAGCCGAAUUGGUUGCUAUGUGACGGUCUUCCAGAACAUCUCCAAUUUGCGGGAUGUCUUCUACAAAGAGAUGAGCAAGCUCAACAAUGAACUUUACAAUGUGAUGAAGAAACUGGAGACUCAACAUUCAGACAAGACGUUUAUCAUCAAAGGGCUGCACAGCACAUCCUCGAAAAAACGGCGAUCUCUGAUUAUCUCCGCACCCAUCCCUUGUAACACGGCCUUCCCCUCAGACCACAAAGCCAACCAUGGGCCCACCCAGGAUGAGAACCGGUCUGAUCCAGCCAGCCCCAUAAAAAAAGUAGGGGAAGAGGAGGAGGAGGAGGAGGAGGAGGAGGAAGACCAGACUGGGGCUUUGGUGGAACAGCAGACACCUGAAGAUCCAGAUGGUUCACAGAGUGAAGUCACUGAGGACCCAGAUAUGAAUGGUCAUGGUGAUGACAAUGCCAAACCAGAAAGCCUGUGUGAAGAUGAACCUGAACUGAAUGACGCCAAAAAUGAGAAUGCUGGGGAGGAAAAGCCAAAUGUAGAGGAAGAGGGAAGGGAAGAGGCGGUGUCAGAGGUCACUACUGCCCAAUCAGAACAUAGCCCUGCUCAGGACUCCCUCCCGGAGGGAGAUAACUCUACUGAAUCACUGGAGAAACAUGAUGAUACGUCUGACCCUGCCGCUAACAUUGAAGACACACCAGUGUCUUCCUCCAGCAUAGAUGUAAAAAAUGCAGACCACCCUGAAUUUCCACCUGGAUUUCUCUACAAGGGGGUGGCCCUGGAGGAUAAUCUCAACAAGGACACCGGAGAACUGCAGUUUAAGGAAGGUGACAUCAUUCUGGUUCUUUGUGAUUUGGAGGAAAAGCCUGAAGGCAUUUUAAGUGGUGUGAAAGAGACUGACUGGAUUCAGCACAGGGAUCAUCUGGACCACUCUGGGAUCUUCAUGGAAAAAUCGAUCAGACGCAUUGAUUCAAGUUAACCUUGGUAUUCCUGUGUCUGUUUUCACUUACCUGAGUCCAAUGUACAUCUGAGCCAAACCAAGUAGCUCUGAGUGGAGACCAAGCACUCUCGCUGAAGCUGAUGACCAGCCAACGCUUUUCUUCUUCCUUAUGUGGUUCCCUUUGUAUUCUUGACUUCAGGACCCAUAGAAUCAAAUAUUUUGCUGUGUUCCCCUUGGAAUAUCAUGGGGUACAGAUGGUCUUAGGUUUUAACAUAUCAGUCAGCCACAGCAAGCAAAAAGAUGUAUUAAUUUGUGUUCAAUGAGCUUUAAGACAGACUUUUUGUGACAGCCUUUAUUUAUAUAAUGACGUUCUUACUGCAUUACUGAUGGUGUUUGCAUAUAAAAUGUUGGACUCAAGAGAUUUGUCUUAAAACGUUUGGAACACCACAGUAAAGGGUCAUAAAGAGAUUCCAUAUCAUAAUGACAUAGCACAGUGUACAUUAGAUAUUUGUCCUCUGAAUAACAUACUGGAAGCUUGAAGUGUUAGCAAUAUAUGUUGGCUUGUUGCCUUUUUUUGUGUCACCUUAGUCAUUGUUACAUAUGUUUAAUUUUGAUUGGAAAGACCUGUAGAUGAUGUUUUUGACUGUAAUAAAUUCAGCACCACUCUGUUUGCUACUAUGAGGAAAA
Molecule: messenger RNA, 2782 nt
Organism: Paramormyrops kingsleyae
Lineage: Eukaryota; Metazoa; Chordata; Actinopteri; Osteoglossiformes; Mormyridae
Gene: bin2b
Product: bridging integrator 2b
Biological process (GO): podosome assembly; phagocytosis, engulfment; plasma membrane tubulation
Cellular component (GO): phagocytic cup; cytoplasm; podosome
Molecular function (GO): protein binding; phospholipid binding
Source: RefSeq, a predicted model, not a curated record